This is a messenger RNA of Penicillium chermesinum, 1620 nucleotides long. Its product is annotated as glycoside hydrolase family 47 protein. The record is from RefSeq and is a predicted model, not a curated record. Bases 1 to 1620 code for a protein of 539 amino acids. Gene Ontology annotation, cellular component: Golgi membrane; endoplasmic reticulum. Gene Ontology annotation, molecular function: mannosyl-oligosaccharide 1,2-alpha-mannosidase activity; calcium ion binding. The transcript is spliced from 6 exons. NCBI's taxonomy places the organism in Eukaryota, Fungi, Ascomycota, Eurotiomycetes, Eurotiales, Aspergillaceae. Gene Ontology annotation, biological process: N-glycan processing; carbohydrate metabolic process.
AUGGUUCGUGUUAUUCCCCACGCUCUCCUGGCCCUGUCCAGCGUGAUCGGCACUACGAGCGCGGCAUCCCAUGCCCGUGCAUCCAGCCAGUCAUGCAAUAAAGUCCAAUAUCAUUUCCCAGCUGGCACCGGGAAGAAUGACCCGCGUGCGGAGGCUGUGAAGCAGGCGUAUGUUCGGGAGUGGAACGAGUACUACAAAUAUGCAUUCCCUCAGGAUGAUCUCGAGCCUCUUACUCACAAUGGCACCGACGACCUGUUUGGCUGGGGCGCUUCUGUUGUCGAUGGCAUCGAUACGGCUGUCGUGAUGGGCCUGACCGAUAUCGUCGAGAAGCAGUUGAAGCACAUUGCGGCUACCGAUUUCACGAAAUCUGCCACGAUUGUCAAUUUCUUCGAUAUCAAUAUUCGCUACAUUGGGGGACUCCUGAGUGCUUAUGACCUGAUCAAGAGCGGCGAGUUCCCCAAUCCUUACGAUCAGGAUCUCGUGGAGAUGUUAUUGACCCAGGCUACUCGGCUGGCGAAGGCCAUUAGCCCGGUCUUCGAAACCGCCACGGGGCUGCCUGCCGCCACGAUGAACUUCACCUCUGGCGAAGUCAUCCAAAGUACCACCAGCGUUCACGGAAAAAGCUAUAAUAGCACCAACACUGCCCAGGCGGGCACCUUGAUCCUGAGAGCACAAAAGGCAGAAGAGUACCUGCUCAAGCCGAGCCCGGCCCCGGCCUUCCCUGGCCUCGUCGGUACGGAGCUUGAUACCAGCACUGGUCAAUUCAUUACUUUUGACGGAGGUUGGGAGGCCGGUGUGGACAGCUUCAUCGAGUACCUGAUCAAGGGCUAUGUGUACGACCGCGACGACACUUAUAUGCAAUCGAUGAAGGAUUUCUGGUUGGUGACUGCCGAGUCGACCCAGGAGCACAUCGCGCUGUCUCCUUACCACCACCCCGAGCUCACUUUCUUGUCCCAGCUGGACGAGGAUGGGAACAUCAUGUGGACGAUGGAUGACUAUGCUUGUUUCGCUGGCGGUAACCUGCUGCUCGGUGGCCACUACCUCGACCGCCCUGAGAUCACCGCACUGGGCAUCAAGGUCGCCGACAGCUGCCACAGAUGGUACAACGCCACUCUAACUGGCCUUGGCCCUUCCAGUAAGGACCACUCCCUCUACCCCUGCUAUAGUACAGUACAACAUGGAGCUCACCAAGCCACAGGCAUCGGCUGGUACAACGCCAGCAACCAGCCCUACGACCCCGAGUACAACAACGCCACGUACCGCGCCCAGGGUGCUAAGCUAGGCUACUUCAUCGAAGACCCCUCAUACCGGUCCUAUCCGGAGCCUCUGGAGAGCAUCUUCUAUGCCUACCGAGUGACUGGCGACACGCGCUGGCAGCAGUACAACUGGGAGAUCUUCAACGCUCUGGACACAGCCCGUUCCAAGGCGGUGCCGUAUGCUGAGAUCUCGGAUGUCAACAAGCCCUACGGUGGCACGCUCAUUAACUAUGUGUCCAGCUUCUACUUCGCAGAGGUCCUGAAGUACUUGUAUCUGACUUUCGCCGAACCGGACGUGGUCAGUUUGGAUAAGUAUGUUUUCAACACGGAGUGUCAUCCUUUCACCAUCAAGACUCCUUGUUAA